This is a messenger RNA of Rhizophagus irregularis DAOM 181602=DAOM 197198, 1908 nucleotides long. NCBI's taxonomy places the organism in Eukaryota, Fungi, Glomeromycota, Glomeromycetes, Glomerales, Glomeraceae. The record is from RefSeq and is a predicted model, not a curated record.
AUGAAUUCUAUUAUUGCAUUUGAUACAAAUCAAAGUACUGGACUUUGUCAAUUAUUUAAUAUUCUAAUGGGCAGAUGUGAUUUGGAAGCAAACAAUGUUUUGAUUAAUCAGCAAUUGCAAAAACAACCAAAUGUUUCAUUAUCAACAGUUUAUAAUACAAUAUACAAAUCAAUUGAUGAAGAAAUUCAGAAUUAUUUGUUGCCUAAUAUGCAUAAUAAGGUUCGUAUUCAGAUUUCUAAAAGUUUCUUAUAUACAGCUCAACAAUUUGAUGGCAACCUUGAAGAAUAUAUUAAUUUACAGGGAGAAAUUGAUAAUACAACCGAAGGAUAUCUUGAAGAAAUGUAUAAAAAACAGCAAAUUAACUUGAAAACAUUAUUGGAAUAUGUAGAACAGCAAUAUAUUACAUCUUUGUGGAUUAUUAGACCUAUGGUUUCAAAUUGGAAUCAUCAUAUUUUGAUCUUAAAUGAUGGAUCUUUUUUAUACACAUGCUUCACAAUUAUUAACUUCGGAAUACCUUGUCGACAUUUUUUUUGUUUAAUGAGAUAUACAAGUAAUGCACAAUUUGCAAUGGCUUUAAUUAAUCGUAGAUGGUUUAAUGAUGAUAAAGUUUUUGAUUCAACAAUAGAUACUUCAAUAACAAAAUCAAUUAAACUGGUAAAAAAAUUAUCAAAACAAAAACAGCAAUUUAUUGAGGAACAUGAGUGUAUAACAAAAGCGUUGAAUCUAGCAAUUAAAACUGAUUCUGUUGAUGAAUUAAUUGGGCUGUGUAAUAGGUUUAUGUCUUCUCAUAUUCAUCUUAAUAUUCAACAAACUAACGGAAUAUAUCAAAAUGAUCCCAAUUAUAUUCCAAAUCCAAUUGUAUAUAAAGUUCGUGGGCGUCCACCUAAAAGACUGAAAAGUGCAGUGGAAAUUUCUAGAAAUAAAAGGACUUUUAAAGAACUUAUGAAUAUAAAUCAAACUGAUGAACAAAAUGCAAAAACAAGUGCGGCUGCAGCUGAAGUAAAUCUUCAUUGUGGACAACGAAAAUGUAAAAAAUGUGGGCAAUUAGGUCAUUAUCAAAAGAAUUGGAUUGCAGGCAAUGUAGCAAUAACUGUUGGAGAUGCAUUUUUCCCUUCACGUGCUGAUGUUGUUAGAACUAACUUUAAAGUUGAAGAGCAGUGGAGACGUGCAGGUGGACGUCCUACUAAUCGUCCUGUUAAUGGAUUGGGAAAUCAUGGAGGUCCAUUUAAUGCUGCUGUCCAGAAUCAGCCUAUAAGGGCUGGGGGUAUUGUAGGAUAUGAUCAAAUCAUGGUUUCUCACCAGUUUUAUAGAGGACUUUUACCAGAAAAUGGCAUUGAAGCUUCUAAAGUUGGGGACGUAUCUCUUGAUGUUUUACUUAAUAGAUUGAGUGAUCUUGAGAGACGAAAGGGUGAAAUGUUCUAUGGGUUACAAAAAUGUCAAGAUAUUGAAAAGGCCAAAAAUGAUGAAUUGGCUGGCUAUAUUCAUCCUAUGACUCCACAUGAAUGUGCUGUAGUACAAAGGUCAACAGAUGUUAUUACUCAAGAACGAUUACAAGAAAUACUUAAGGCUCAGGCUGAGGAACUUACUAAGAAUUUCCAGGCACAGUUUAAACAAUUACAAGCAUCUAAGCCAGUUCGUAAGCCACCAGUCUAUAGACAACAAAUUAAACCUAUUCGACCAAAGCCAUGGCCACGCGUUAUCCAACAAGAAGAUGAUGAUUAUCCUGAUCCCGAUUGGGAUGAUCCAUUACCUGAUGUUGGUGAUGAUCCUGAUGCUCCUGCUUGGACUUUGGAUAAUCAUCAAAAUGCUAUUGAUCUUAUUAUGGGAUAUAAGCGUGGGACGUCUAAAAUACUUACAAAUCAACUUCAGAAGGCUAAAGAUAGACAUGAUGAUUGGGAAUUAGCCUGA